This is a messenger RNA of Tigriopus californicus, 1957 nucleotides long. RefSeq names its product potassium voltage-gated channel protein Shab-like. Gene Ontology annotation, biological process: potassium ion transmembrane transport. Gene Ontology annotation, molecular function: delayed rectifier potassium channel activity. The record is from RefSeq and is a predicted model, not a curated record. The transcript has a single exon. Gene Ontology annotation, cellular component: voltage-gated potassium channel complex; membrane. Bases 442 to 1326 code for a protein of 294 amino acids. Lineage: Eukaryota; Metazoa; Arthropoda; Copepoda; Harpacticoida; Harpacticidae.
CAUAACGAAUUGAACCCUAUUUUGGGUAAUACCCCACCCAGCCCUUUCCUUUUCAUGGCAUCAAUGUAUAUCUAGAUUUAAGAUCGAUUUAGGUUGCGGUAACAAGGGUGAAAAUAACAACGAUAAUCCUAUCACUAAUCUUAGCUCAUUUCUGUGUUAAGGGGGAACUGUUGGUGAAUGUCGACAAACAAAAUUCAUCCUUUCUUUUCCUUUUCAUUUGGAUCCUAUUUUGCAUAUUUUUCUUCUUUUUUCCCUUUCAGAUCUGUUUUUUUUUCGUUAUUGCUUAUGAUUUCCUUUUGUGUUUUUAUUUCAUUCUAGGUGGUAGCUACUGUGAGCAUUACAUUUAUUGUGGUGUCCACCAUUGCCCUGACUCUAAACACUCUCCCCGAGUUUCAAAGUAUCGACCAAGAAGGCAACCCCACAGAUAACGAGCAUUUGGCCAUGGUCGAAGCCAUCUGUAUUACUUGGUUCACAUUAGAGUAUGUUCUCAGGUUUGCUAGUAGCCCUAACAAAUGGGAGUUCUUCAAAGGAGGUCUGAAUAUUAUCGACUUAUUGGCCAUUCUCCCCUACUUCCUCUCAUUGUUCCUCAUCGAAUCCAACCGUUCGUCCGAAUCUUUUCAAGAGGUGAGACGCCUGGUUCAGAUCUUCAGGAUUAUGCGAGUGCUUCGGAUCCUCAAAUUGGCUAGACAUAGCACAGGCCUUCAGAGCUUAGGCUUCACCAUUCGAAACUCGUACAAAGAGCUCGGUCUGCUCCUUCUAUUCCUGGCUAUGGGCGUGCUCAUCUUCUCCAGUCUAGCCUACUUUGCCGAGCGGGACGAAGAGGACACCUUGUUCACGAGUAUUCCAGCCACCUUCUGGUGGGCGGCCAUCACCAUGACCACCGUGGGAUACGGUGACAUGAUCCCCCACACCAUCAUCGGCAAGUGUGUCGGUACAAUCUGCUGUAUCUGUGGCGUGCUUGUGAUUGCUUUACCCAUUCCAAUCAUUGUGAACAACUUUGCCGAAUUCUACAAGAACCAGAUGCGACGUGAGAAGGCAUUGAAAAGGAGGGAGACGCUCGAGAAGGCCAAACGGAGCGGAAGCAUCGUUACCUCAAGAGACAUCAAUCUCCGGGACAAUCUCAUGAAAAGCAUGGCUUUGGCUGACGUCAUCAACGAACAAGGUAAAGAUUCUCCCCCCACCGAAGACCGAGGGGCCGGGUCGACGACGAGGGAUGCUCGAAAGAGGUCAAUCCAAAUUGGCACAAAAGUUUACCAAGCGGUUUCCACCUCGAUGAGCCCGUCGACGACAUCGACCUCCUCGCCAACACACAUCUCACAGGCCUGAUCAGACGGCCAUAACGAAGGAUGCAGUGACUAACACUUGAAUAUCAUGAAGACGAUGAUGACAACAAUAACGACGACGACCAAAACCAGAGCAACGAAUCCCAGCCAAACUCACUCCAAAAGGACAACCUGAUAGCUUCAUCCGUGUCUUUAAAUUCCGGAAUGACGUUUUUCCAUUAAGGACUCCCUUUUCCCUUUUACUAAUGGCCUUUGAUUGUGAUAAAUGUGAUCAACUAAUGAACUUGUGAGCGAGUGCUUGCCUGCCUGAAUGCCUGCCUGCCUGCCUGUCUGGCUGACUUAGCUAUUGAGUGAGAGAAGGAGAGAAAAAAAGAAAGUAACAGUUUCUGUUCCGAGUGCGUGUUUCGGUCUUUUCCCUGGCCGGGUAACUUCUGAAUUUGGAUCAACAGCAUCAUAAGGACCUACUCCCAUCAAAAUCAUGUGACCUUCUUCUUACUUGAUUUGAUUCUUGUUGUUUUGCUCAAGAAACCGACAGGUCACCCUGUUGAUGUCCAUGGAUACAAAAUGAACAAAAUUGGCUGUUACACACAUACUCAUCGAAAGUCUUACAAGAUUCAAUUCGUUUUCUAUAUGUCAUCGCGAUUUUCUUAAAAUAACAACAUGUGUUGAGCGUU